Molecule: messenger RNA, 5376 nt
Organism: Apodemus sylvaticus (European woodmouse)
Lineage: Eukaryota; Metazoa; Chordata; Mammalia; Rodentia; Muridae
Gene: Sgtb
Product: small glutamine rich tetratricopeptide repeat co-chaperone beta
Exons: 11
Coding region: 230-1144 (304 amino acids)
Biological process (GO): post-translational protein targeting to endoplasmic reticulum membrane
Cellular component (GO): membrane; TRC complex
Molecular function (GO): molecular adaptor activity; protein binding
Source: RefSeq, a predicted model, not a curated record
GCGGAUCCAGCAAGCACUGUCGGCCGAAAGCCUUGCGAGCGGCCGGGUGGGCUGAGGGGGCGGCGGUAGCUUUGGAGCGGGGAAGUUUGGGAGACGCGACCUACUCUGCGAUCCUGAGCACCGCUCAAGUCCCAGAACCGCGGGGGCAGGCGGACCCGCUUCCCGACGCCCCCCGGGCCCGCAGCCGUCAUCUCGUGUCCUCUUGGCUGGAGAUAUUUAAGCAUCUAAAAUGUCAUCUGUGAAGCCCCUAGUUUAUGCAGUUAUUCGUUUCUUGCGGGAACAAAGUCAAAUGGAUGCAUAUACUUCUGAUGAACAAGAAAGUUUGGAAGUUGCAAUCCAGUGUCUGGAGACAGUUUUUAAGAUCAGUCCAGAAGAUACACACCUCGCAGUUUCACAACCUUUGACAGAAAUGUUCACAAACUCCGUCUGUAAGAAUGACAUACGGCCGCUUUCAAACUCGGUGCCUGAGGAUGUGGGAAAGGCCGACCAGCUGAAGGACGAAGGCAAUAACCACAUGAAGGAAGAAAAUUAUGCUGCCGCAGUGGACUGCUACACGCAGGCAAUAGAACUGGAUCCCAACAAUGCGGUUUAUUAUUGCAACAGGGCUGCUGCUCAGAGCAAAUUAAGUCACUACACAGACGCCAUCAAGGACUGCGAGAAGGCCAUCGCAAUUGAUUCAAAGUACAGCAAGGCCUACGGAAGGAUGGGGCUAGCCCUCACUGCCAUGAAUAAGUUUGAAGAGGCAGUUACAAGCUACCAGAAGGCAUUGGAUCUUGAUCCUGAAAACGAUUCCUAUAAGUCAAAUCUGAAGACAGCGGAGCAGAAGUUAAGAGAGGUGUCCAGUCCUACAGGAACUGGGUUGAGCUUUGACAUGGCUAGCUUGAUAAAUAACCCGGCAUUCAUCACCAUGGCUGCAAGUUUAAUGCAGAACCCUCAAGUUCAGCAGCUAAUGUCAGGGAUGAUGACAAAUGCCAUCGGAGGACCUGCAGCUGGAGUUGGAGGCCUAACAGACCUGUCUAGCCUUAUCCAAGCGGGGCAGCAGUUUGCGCAGCAGAUACAACAACAGAAUCCUGAACUCAUAGAGCAGCUGAGAAAUCACAUCCGGAGCAGAUCCUUCAGCAGCAGCACCGAGGAACACUCCUGACUUGACCGGGACCCUCGCCCCAGUACAAACAUUCAGACAUGUACACCUGUAGAUAAUAGCCAAAAACAAAGUAACAAAAACCACCCUAUACAAUGUCUGAAAAUAACAAGGAAGUCUCCUGUGUAAACCUGAGAGAAUACAUCUGUUUAGAUAAUAGUUUACCACAAGCAGACUUGAACAUAAUUACAGACUCCUUUGGAAAGCAGUGAUCAGUAAGUAGCUUUGUUAAGGGCGAACACAGCCCUGGGACAAGGGUCCAUCCAUUUUAAAACUUUUAUCAUCAUAUUUGUAUAUUAGACUUAGUACAGAGUAUAUUUAUUGAAUAGUAGGGCUAUUUAUUGGAAAGUUCUUAAGCUGCAGGUUUGCCUAGGCAGUGGUCUCGAGAGGGGCGAUGCUGGUUUAGAAGAAAUGUGCUCGGCAGCACAUCUGGAGAGACGCAUGGCAUGUGCUACCAUCAGCGACACAUGUCUAUCACAAGUGAUGCUCUGAAGAUACUGUGAAUGUAUAGAAAGCAAAGGUAGUAUGCUCAGGUUUUCUGCAUAGAUUUUUUAACUAAUCUUGUCUGUAGCUUUGUGUUGAUAGCAUUCGCAUGGCCAGUUAAGUACAUACUUAAACAUACUUAGAAAUCCUUCACGAUGCCGGUCAGGUCAGUGACAGAACUGCUUCAUUGAAUUGUCACAGCUUAACUGUCACAAUUUCAUUGCUGGUAAACUUACCUAGGGCACUAUCUAAUUACAUUUAAAGAAGCCACUGACGUGUCCCCAGAUUAUGGGAUUCCUAAGUGGAAUUUAAUUAUGUGCCCAUCAAAGACAACGACGACGACGACUACGACGAUGAUGAUUGUCUUUACCUUACCAUUAUUUGAUGGCUAACAGAAGCCUCUAUCCCUAACACUGUUCAUGUGUGUUAUCCUUUGGUGCAGUUUGGCUUGGCAUGUCAGUUCUUAUGCUUAACUUUAAUUUAUUGCAAUUUAAAUGUAACAGGAGACUUCAAAUAUCCUAUUUUCAGUUGGAUGCCACACUAUGCAUCUGGCAUGUGGUCAGCAGGAAGAAAUGACAUGAUAUUAAUGGGGGGACUCUCGGUGCACUGACGGACGAGAAAGCUCAUUUCAAACGGAAUUGCCUUAUUAAUCAAAAUCUUGGUUGAAUGGGGCUGAAGUGUAAUUACAAGUGCUGAGGGAAAGGUGAAAAAGGAAGCAGUUUAAAAUUGAUGAGGGGGUGGGGCCUUCCCAUACUGUUCGCAAAGCUGUGUGUUUAGUAUCUUGAGGUUUCAAAACUAACCUUUUCUUAUUUUGCCUUUUCUGAGACAGUGGUUCUGUAAUUUCACUAUAAACAUCAAGUGAUGGGAAAUUAAUUCUAAAUUCAGGUUUAGGGUUAUAUCAUCCUGCUUGGAAUCCCCAUUUUAAGCAGUACACUGUGCAGUUAGGACUCAACUUUAGAAUAAAAGGUCAGAGGUAACAGGUAAUUUAUUGCCAGCUGGCACCUGCUCAGGCUCACUUGGGACAAACAAAACACAGUUCUGGAGAGAGCAGGGCUUAAAUAGGAGGGCCUCUGACGAACUGUGCUGUGGAAGCUCAUUCAGCAUCUUUACAGGGAGAAGCACUCAUUGGUUCCAUAAAAGUUCAAACUAUAAUCAAAGAAAAUGAAAAAUUGACACUUAAGUAAAAACCAGUCAUUCAAUGUUGAUAAUCCUAGAAUGUGCUUUUAAUUCAAUAAAAUUGGUGAAUCCUUGGUGUAUCAACUAGGAAAGAGGAAAUACAAACGGGCAGUACGAGAGAGAUGAAAAUGCCCGAGUGCUGUCUGAGACCAGGGUUCUCAUCGUCACUGCAUUAGAAAGGAAACAGAUGGGAACAAAGAGCAGAUGUACCACUGAACAGAUCCUGGAGCUGAUAAAGGAAACCAGGAUGACUGGGAGCACGGUCGGUCAGUCGUGCUUGCCCAGCACAUGUGAAGGAAGCCCUGGCUCACCCCUUCCCUAGCACUGCAACAGGCAUGGUGGUGUGCACCUGGAGUCCCAGCACGCGAGAGGUAGUCAGGACCAGGUAGCAUCACUCUUGGCUACACAGUAAGAUGCUAGCCUGGGCUACAUGCUAGCCUGGGCUACAUGAACCCUGUCUCAGAAACAAAAAUCAAAACCCAAAACACCCCAGUAGAAAACAAAACCUAACAACCCAAACAACAACAAAACGGACAAUUAGAAAACCUCAUGGCUUGCUCUAGAUUUCUGUAUUUAGCAAAUUUGGGAAACAAAUCUUUGUGAGGAAGCUAAGCUGAAUAGGCCUGUCUCUGUUAAAAAAUUCAGUACCUUCCAGGAAAAAAAAAAUAAGGCUCAGAUGAUUUCAGAGGUCUUAGGAGAGAAUAUCCAUUCUCUAUAACUCUUGCAAAACAGACAAGGAAGAAACAGUCCCCAACUCAUUUGAGCAGUCAUACUCUGGCAAGAAUUAACAGUUUGAACACUAUCUUCAUGUGCUAAUGCAGUUCUUAUGUGAAAUACAGAAACCAGUGGAUCUUCCACUUCAAGGAUCUAUUUUGUUUCUUUGGGAAGGAAUAGACACAGAAGUUGCCUCCCACUUCCAUAGAUUUUCUUUAUAUUCAGGACACCCUUUACUCUUCAGGUUUGCCCAUCACAUUGGAAUCAUCACACUGUAAGCUAUUUCAAGAAUUUUUUGGUAUGGUCUGAUUGAGCUAGCUGUCUUAAAAGUUUAAGAUACUUCCCCAGCAUUCUUGUCUAGGAAAUGCACUUGCUAAGAGAAACAGGGCAUUGAAUACUUCCAUAAGUUCUAAUUAGUGAUGCCUGACUUCCAUGAACCCAUUUCACUGGAGUAGCUGAAGCUGUUACCGUGCUAUGCAAAACCCAACAUGUCCUUUUUAUGGAAAUGGAAUUUUCAUUUACUGUAUCAAAUCAUCAAUCUAGUUUUUAUAAUAGUUGACUCAGAUCCUUUAUAAGAUGGCAUUAUCUAUCCUUUAUUUAAAGUACGAAUAAUACACAGCUAUGUUGUUUAUACACAGAAGAGACUUUGUAACUCGAAGAAUAUAGCAGAAUAUGUUGUACAUUCUGACUGAAUGAAACAGUGGUUCAGUCACAAGAGGAUGCUGAUAAAUAUGACUUGACCAGUCUGUCAUCCUAAAGGAACGGACCUCAGUUCUUACUGCUUGUAUUUCAUUUUGCACACAUUCAUCAAUCAUGACUAAUGUGAGGGGCAAGUCUUCUAAAUAUACCUUUCAUUUUGGACCAAACAAUUUGUCAUGGCAAUAAAUAAUUAUGCAUUUAAGAAAACAGGUUUUGUCUUUGAAUUAAUGCAGUCCUCCAUUGUAAUGAGUUAUAUAAUUUUUAGAACUAUUUAUUUAUUUAAUGUAUGAAUACACUGUUGCUGUCUUCAGACACACCAGAAGAGGGCAGUAGAACCCGUUACAUAUGGUUGUGAGCCACCAUGUGGUUGCUGGGAAAUGAACUUGUGACCACUGGAAGAGCAGUUAGCACUCUUAACCUCUGAGCCAUCUCUCCAGCUCCUGAAUGGUUGUAAUUAAAUGGACAAAUAAACCUUGUAUAUUAGUACAUGUUAGAGAGUUAAGAAUCAGAUAUAAAGUUGGAAUCAUUUAAAUGUGUAUUAGGAAAAUAAGCUCUUUAUUCUUCAGUGGGGAAAACCCCCGGAGUCUUUGAGUUAAAGCUAGAUAAUUACUCAAUUGUUGAAAGUUAAAUGAGUCCAUCAAUCCUGGCCCGCUCCUGAGUGUCUGUUAAUGUGUGUUGGUAUGUAUACGCUAAGACAGACAUGCACCCAUACAACGAUUUUGAAAACAACUAAAAAUGUUUAUCCUGUGUGAGUCAGGAAAUAAUCAGGUUGCAGGAAGGGUACCUGAAUUGUUUUAAACAGGCCCUUCUUUUAUUGACUAAGCACCUAGGAAAGAGCCUGUAGUUAACUAUAUUUAGUUUAACUAAAUCUCUACAUUAAGUAUUAUGAAAAUUUGAUAAUCCUAAAACAAAUGGUGUCUCCCAGACAGAGUUAGCAUGCCGCCUAGGGGCCUUGGCAAGCAGGUGCCAUCAACCAUGGAUACACCUGCUAGUCUGCUCAGAUGGCAGGAUUCAUCUGUCCACAGAGCGUCAGACAUCUGAUACCUGGCCCUUUACAAAAAGCUUUGCUGACUGCUUUUUAUAUACUUGUUGGACAAAAAGCCUCAAAGAUGAGCUUGUUGGAAACAAAAUAUGACAGUUAUCUUAAAGGACACAAAAUACGU